AUGGAUUUUAACAUAUCAUAUACCAACCACCAGAGUUUCAUUCUGACAGGCAUCCCAGGGAUGCCAGAGAAAAACCCAUGGAUGGCGUUCCCUCUGGGGCUUCUCUACACACUAACUCUCCUGGGAAAUGGCACUAUCCUGGCUGUUGUCAAGGUGGAUCAGAGUCUCCAUGAACCCAUGUACUACUUCCUCUCCAUCCUGGCACUGACUGAUCUGAGUCUCUCCAUGUCUACACUGCCCACUAUGCUCAGCAUCUUCUGGUUUAAUACUCCUGAGAUUGCCUUCGAUGCAUGCAUCACACAGAUGUUCUUCAUCCAUGGAUUAGGAGGGGUAGAGUCAGGAGUACUCGUGUCCAUGGCCUUCGACAGAUUCGUAGCCAUCCGAGACCCACUGCGCUAUGCUUCCAUCCUCACCCAUGGAGUCAUUGGCAAGAUUGGAAUAGCUGUCAUCACCAGAUCGGUUUGUCUUGUUUUCCCUCUGCCCUUCCUUAUAAAGCGGCUACCAUUCUGUCGCUCCAAUGUCCUGUCUCAUUCUUACUGUCUCCACCAAGAUGCCAUGAGACUAGCCUGUGCCAGCACACAAGUCAAUAGCCUUUAUGGCCUCUGUAUUGUAGUCUUCACUUUGGGGCUGGAUGCCCUCAUCAUACUGUUUUCCUACACGCCCAUCCUCAAGACCGUGCUGGGCACUGCUUCCAGAGCUGAAAGGCUCAAAGCCCUCAACACCUGCCUCUCUCACAUCUGUGCUGUGCUUCUCUUCUAUGUUCCUCUCAUUGGUGUCACCAUGGUUCACAGAUUUGGGAAGCAUUUGUCACCUGCAGUGCGCACACUGAUGGCCAAUAUCUAUCUGCUACUACCCCCAGUACUUAAUCCCAUUAUUUACAGUAUGAAGACUAAGCAGAUACAGAGACGGAUCAUCCAAGUGUUCCAGCGGAGAAAGAAUAGAGUCUAG
Molecule: messenger RNA, 948 nt
Organism: Echinops telfairi (small Madagascar hedgehog)
Lineage: Eukaryota; Metazoa; Chordata; Mammalia; Afrosoricida; Tenrecidae
Product: olfactory receptor 51H1-like
Exons: 1
Coding region: 1-948 (315 amino acids)
Biological process (GO): G protein-coupled receptor signaling pathway
Cellular component (GO): membrane
Molecular function (GO): G protein-coupled receptor activity; olfactory receptor activity
Source: RefSeq, a predicted model, not a curated record